Molecule: messenger RNA, 5148 nt
Organism: Orycteropus afer afer
Lineage: Eukaryota; Metazoa; Chordata; Mammalia; Tubulidentata; Orycteropodidae
Gene: SPHKAP
Product: SPHK1 interactor, AKAP domain containing
Exons: 11
Coding region: 1-5148 (1715 amino acids)
Cellular component (GO): cytoplasm
Molecular function (GO): protein kinase A binding
Source: RefSeq, a predicted model, not a curated record
AUGACUCACUGGCAUGUGUUCUCUUUUGUGUUUUGGGGUACAACCAGCAGCGUGGAGUCCCCCCUGAUGUGUGACGGUUCGGAGCCGCAGCCGGGCAGCGGCAGCAGCAGCUCCGGGGGCAGCUUGUGUAGCUCCAUCACGGCGUGUAAGAAGGUGCUUCGCAGCAGCAGUCUGCUGGAGUCCACGGAUUACUGGCUGCGGAACCAGAGGACGCCCUGCCAAAUUGGUUUUGUGGAAGACAAGUCCGAAAACUGUGCUUCUGUCUGCUUUGUGAACUUGGAUGUGAACAAGGACAAGUGUAGCACAGAGCAUCUGCAACAGAAGCUAGUCAACGUUUCACCAGAUCUUCCAAAACUUAUCAGCUCCAUGAACGUCCAACAGCCAAAAGAAAAUGAGAUUGUCCUGUUGAGUGGGUUAACAUCUGGGAAUCUUCAGGCAGAUUUUGAAGUUCCACAGUGUCCUUGGCUGCCAGAUAUUUGCUUGGUCCAGUGUGCGAGAGGGAACAGGCCAAACAGUACCAAUUGCAUCAUCUUUGAAAUCAACAAAUUUCUGAUCGGCCUGGAACUUGUGCAGGAGCGGCAGCACCACGUGGAAGCAAACACCGUGAAACUGGAGGAUGACACUAACUGUUCCUUGUCCUCUAUUGAGGAGGACUUCCUCACCGCAUCGGAGCACUUGGAGGAGGAAGGCGAAGGGGAAGACUACAGGAACGGUUUUGAAAAUAUAAAUGUCUCUGCCAGUGUUUUGGAAAGUAAAAAGCCACAGGAAGCCACCCAAGAGGAAUGGAAUUGCAACAAGGAAAAGUUGCUUUAUGCUUUGGAAGACAAAUAUAUUAACAACUAUCAUACAUCAUUGAUUCAGACCAAAGGAUCUCUAGAAAACAUAGCAGAAGAAACAGACUUGAGGAGCCUGGAUCCUUCAGUCAAGCCAUCACAGUGGAAAGAUGGAGCUGGGGAGAAUUUGAGACCAGCCACCGAUUAUUACAGUUCAGAAAAUGUUAAGGGUCAAGUGGAAAAUUCACGGGCACGUUCUGCUCCAGAUGGUGCUUAUUUCACCAGGUUGGUUAAGAACGAUGUGUCAUCUACAGGUGGCAGCAUCACUGACCAUGACAGCAGCUUGCAGCCAGGAGCCCCUGGAGGCAGAAGACAGUCUCUUCCCCACAUACAAGAUGGAGAAGCUGCAACUGGAGAGUACGCUAUGAAUUUAGCAGAAUCCGUGCUGCAAGAUGCAUUUAUUAGGUUAUCUCAGGCUCAGCCUCCACUAUCCCAGGAAUCUGCCAUCAGUAUUUCUGUAGGAAGCAGCAAGUUUCCCAGUGGCUGCUCCACAGAAGACAUAGUGGUCCCUCAGUCGUGGAGUGAACUCCCCAAAAUCGUCAUAGUUCAGAGUCCAGAGGGCAGUGAUGCUGCCACGGAGCCAGGCAUCUGUUCGUGGCCUGACUCAGAAGUCUCCACUGACACCCCAGGCACCCUCCCUGGAGAGAACUCAGGCAGGCACCCCCAGAGUGCCCUGGAAGUAGUGUUGGCUUGUGCUGCCACUGUGAUUGGAACCAUUUCCAGUCCACAGGCCACAGAAAGACUCCAAAAGGAACAAGAAUCCUUACUAUCAAGCCGUCUGCUGGGAGGCAAUGGAGCACGGCAAACUCAAGCCUGCCAAGUACUGGAAGAACCUCCUGUCGGUGAAUACUCCUUUCCAUCUGCUUUGUGUGGCAUGACUCAGGUAGCAAGUGCUGUUGCUGUCUGUGGCCUGGGUGAAGUGCAAGAGGGGAUGUCCCCUGUAGGGACAAGUGGCCUCUUGUCUGAAGCUCAGGCUCCCACAGCACUCCCCCCACUUGGUGGUUUAACGACAGAGAGGAGCAGGGAGGUGGGGAAUGAGGCCAUUGCAGAGGCACUGCUCAAGGAAGCCACACUGGUUUUAAUGAGGCCGAACUCCUACAGCAGCAUUGGAGACCUCCUGGAAUCAAUGAACAGGAGAAUCAUAGAAACCGUUUCAAGGCCACAGACCCUGUGCACAGACAAUGUCCUCCAGAAUGAACUGGCAAAGAACCUGUCCAAUGUGAUCCUGAAGCAUUCCAUGGAUGAAGUUCUCCAUAAAAAUAAAAUAACGGAACCCAGUGAUGGUAGGCAUCCAUCCGAUACCCUGGACACGUUGAUGGAAAGUACAAAUCAGCUUCUCUUCAAUGUGAUCUGCUUCACAUUCCAGAAGAUGAGCCAUCUCAUACAACUCAGUGAAGGCCCCCCUAUCCUUUCUAAGGAGGCCAUCAGAUGGAGGGAAGCAGAAAUAGGCUGCCAGCUAACUGAUCAGGCUGCCAGUCAAGCAUGGGCAAAAGCCACUGAAAACACCAGCAGCCAUUCAACUAGCAAUCCACCCAACACUAGCCUUGUCAUUAAAGAAAUUGUAGAUGACAUGCAUCCAAAACGAGACAGCAAGGGUGGGGCGAGGCAAGGCCUCUUCAAGAGUCCCACUCUGCAACCUGAAUUGACAUAUAGUCACAGUGUGCAUGACUCCUCGACAGCUAAAACAUCUCCAAAGGAAAUACAUCUGAAAGGAACUAUGGGAGAUGUUACAAAAAUCCAUUAUCAGAUGCCCAGUCUCAAUGAGAGUGAACACAGGACCUCUCCAGAGGAAGAAAGGGCACCUCCGGCCAACAAAUGCAGAAGAGGAUCCCAGAAUAUUGAAGACAGCAUCAACCCAAACACCCAGGGAAAAGGCAGUGAUGACAUGCCUCUCAACAAUGAAGUUCAAGUCAGCCUGUCUUUGUUAGAGAAUGACUUGCUGCUUCCCACUCAGUCCAUGCUACAAGCAAAACACACAGACAUAUACUGCAUCACAGACUUUGCGGAAGAAUUAGCAGAGACAGUUGUCUCCAUGGCAACUGAAAUUGCAGCGAUUUGCCUUGACAACUCCAAUGGCAAACAACCCUGGUUUUGUGCAUGGAAAAGAGGAAAUGAGUAUCUGGUUACACCAAACCUGUCCUGCCGAACCUUGAAGAGAAAGAAGGAGAACCAGGCCAGUGGGGCCACGGUCAGAAAGCACAAGCCACCACGGCUCAGUGAGAUCAAGAGGAAAACGGAUGAGCAUCCUGAGCUGAAAGAGAAAUUGAUGAACAGGGUUGUGGAUGACUCUGUGAACGUCGAGGACGUCCCAGAUUCUGUCAGUAUCUUUGCAAAUGAAGUGGCAGCCAAGAUCAUGAACUUGACGGAAUUCUCCAUGGUAGAUGGGGUCUGGCAAGCCCAGAGCUAUCCACGGACUCGCUUACUUGGCGACAGGUGGAACCGGCUGAAGGCCUCCAGCUGUGAAAGCAUUGCGGAGGAGGGCGCUGACACUAGCGCCUGUGUAAAUAGCCUGGGUUUUGUGAGCACCUUAAGUCAGCCGGUGAGCCGGGCCAGCUCUGUCUCCAAACAGUCCAGCUGUGAGAGCAUCACCGACGAGUUUUCCAGGUUCAUGGUCAACCAGAUGGAAAACGAAGGGAGAGGGUUUGAGUUACUGCUGGACUACUACGCCGGCAAAAACGCCAACAGUAUUUUGACCUCAGCUAUACAACAAGUGUGUCAGAAAACUGAGCACCUGAGUGUGAGGCCAAGCUGUCCCUCCAAGCAGUCCAGCACAGAGAGUAUAACUGAGGAGUUCUAUAGGUACAUGCUGAAGGACAUUGAGCGAGAAAGCAAAGACAGCCCCUUAGCCAGGAGAAGCAGCCAGGACUGGACGAUUAGCCUCCUGCCUCCUCCCCUGCGAGCCCCAUUUUGCUAUAGACAGUCGUCCAUGCCAGACAGCCGAUCGCCAUGCUCCAGGUUAACAGUGAGUGCUCCCGUCAAGGCCAACUCCUUAGAUGGCUUUGCGCAAAACAACCGGCAAGAUUUCCUAAGCGUGCAGCCGGUCAGCAGCGCUUCCUCCUCGGGUCUCUGCAAAUCUGACUCUUGCUUAUAUCGCAGAGGUGGGACGGACCACAUCACAAACAUGUUAAUUCACGAAACGUGGGCAAACUCCAUCGAGGCCCUCAUGAGAAAGAACAAGAUCCUAGUAGAUGAUGUCGAGGCAGCUGAGCCCGGGCCUGUCGCCAGCGGCUCCCCCAGGCCAGGGGAGAAGUGUGCCAACAGAGUAGCUUCAAGCAGAAUGCAAAGUGGGCCAGCCCUGCUUGUUCAGGAGUCUGUUGACUACCCGAGGAGAGACUCCCUCACGGAAAGCAAACAUUCUUUAGUAUCAUCUCCAAGCAGAUCUGCUUCUGUUAGGAGCCACAGCAGCAUAGAUUCUAAGAAGGAAUCUUCCACCUGCCAUGAUGCUGUCCCUCCAAACCACAUCAGGCGAUCACUCUGCUCAAGGGAAGUGCCUUUAAUUCAGAUUGAAACAGAUCAAAGAGAAGAGCGUGUUGGAGAACCUGAAGACUUCCUUACCCAAAGCGGUUCCCACGAGGAAGUAGAAGGGCAUUCCAAUGAAGAAAAACUCCCAGGUGUGGCAACAGGUGGAGACACAGAGACGAGCACUUGCCCAAACCAUAGUGACAGCCUGGAUGCCAGAGAUGCACAAGAGACUGAAGUCUCAACAGAAGCCAGAAACCCCGAUGAGUUUCUUAACCCUCCCAGCAGUGGUGAGGAGAGCACAGGCAGCUGGUCCCAGCUUGCCAAUGAAGACGACAACCCUGAUGACACAAGUAGCUUCCUGCAACUCAGUGAACGAUCCAUGAGCAAUGGCAACAGUAGUGCCACUAGCAGUCUUGGCAUUAUGGACCUGGACAUUUAUCAGGAAACCAUGCCAUCUUCUCCCAUGAUUAAUGAAUUAGUAGAAGAAAAGGAGAGUCUUAAAGGACAGUCAGAACACAUAGAGGAGCAUGCCUCUGGACUGCCCGGGGGACCAGCCAGCCACCAGCGGAGCCUGCUGGUGAUCAACUUUGACGUGGAGCCUGAAUGUCCCGACGCUGAGCUACGAGCCACUCUGCAAUGGAUAGCCGCCUCUGAACUUGGGAUUCCCACCAUCUACUUUAAGAAAUCUCAGGAAAACAGAAUUGAAAAGUUUCUAGAGGUCGUGCGGCUGGUUCAUCAGAAGUCCUGGAAAGUGGGGGACAUCUUUCACGCAGUCGUCCAGUACUGCAAAAUGCGUGAGGAGAAGGAAGCCAGAACCCCGAGUCUCUUUGACUGGCUCUUGGAACUGGGAUAA